UCCUGAAAGCGAACCAACGUCCGACACAAAGGGUUACAGAAUAAAGACGACAAUAUGGGUGCCGUGUUCUCAUCGCUGAAGAACUUGAUGUACGGGAAGAAAGAGAUCAGGAUAUUGAUAUUAGGACUUGACAAUGCGGGCAAGACAACUCUCCUCUACAGACUCAAGAUCGGCGAGGUCGUAACAACAAUACCAACAAUCGGCUUCAACGUAGAAUCAGUAGCGUACGGCAAGCUCAACUUCAAUGUCUGGGAUCUCGGUGGCCAAACAUCCAUCCGCCCCUACUGGCGAUGCUACUAUGCGAACACUGCCGCCGUCGUCUUCGUGAUCGAUAGCACCGAUAUCGACCGUCUCCAGACCGCCGCCGAGGAGCUUUCUGCCAUGCUGAACGAGGACGAGCUACGCGACGCUGCGCUACUCGUGUUCGCGAACAAGCAGGAUCAGCCGGGCGCGAAGGGUGCCGGCGAGAUCUCAGAAGCUUUGCGCCUCGGCGAGUUGAAGGACCGCAACUGGAGUAUCGUAGCUUGCUCAGCGAUCGAUGGGCGCGGUGUCACGGAAGGCAUGGAUUGGUUGAGCUCAACUGUCAGCGCUGAGAGCUGAGUACGCAGGCAGAUAUAGCAACGUAGGUUGGGUUCUUGGGGACGCGGCGAUUGUUAUCAACAGCAUGGAGGCGUUACGGGCGUUUCGCAUCUCUCGUAAGAGGGGCUUACAACAACAACAAGGAGGGAAAGUGUCGAUUUAUCUAGACUUCAUGCGCGAGAGUUAUACAUGAAUUGGAAGUGCUCUGAUUCCAUGGCCACUUCUGGUGAAAUUUUUCGAGAAUACGUAUACGAUGAUGUACAACGCUUUAUCUACAGUACUUAAUCUUCAAUCCCAACAUAGAGACCUC
Molecule: messenger RNA, 889 nt
Organism: Aaosphaeria arxii CBS 175.79
Lineage: Eukaryota; Fungi; Ascomycota; Dothideomycetes; Pleosporales
Product: ARF/SAR superfamily
Exons: 5
Coding region: 55-600 (181 amino acids)
Biological process (GO): intracellular protein transport; vesicle-mediated transport
Cellular component (GO): cytoplasm; Golgi apparatus
Molecular function (GO): GTPase activity; GTP binding
Source: RefSeq, a predicted model, not a curated record